This is a messenger RNA of Durusdinium trenchii, 864 nucleotides long. Lineage: Eukaryota; Dinophyceae; Suessiales; Symbiodiniaceae. The record is from the annotation of a GenBank genome assembly.
AUGGAGAGCCCCGUCGCGACGACCUUUGUUGUGGGCACAGUUGCAAUUUACAUCUCCUAUGUCUACUGGUUGGGCGCUACUGGGCCACUUGCCGCCUUUUUGUCUUUGCAGAGCAAGAAAACAGACGACCCAGACCAAAUAAAGAUCGAACAGGUGCUGCUGCGAAUCCACAACAAACGCUGUUCUGCCUGGGUGGCUGGAACAGCCUUGUCCUCACUUUGCUCUGAGAUGUAUUGCAUUUUCCUCCUCGUGCAAAGUCAAUUUCGUGGUGGGAUCGAGGACAUUGCCUACUCCUUGCAUUUCUGGACGGCCUUCUCUUCUGCUGUUUUAACUCGAUGGGCCUCAAAGCCAGGUGGCAAGACCUCGCGGCAACAGACCAUGAUGCUGAGUAUAUUGAUCAAUCUCCUUGGGCUGCUCAACAGCGUGGACCUGUCAAACCACCUCAUGGCUGCCAAUUAUCUUGGCCGUGCGUUCAUUGGAAGCUUCUCUCCUGACAUCUGGUUCACCGUGCGGGUGAACUUCUACCUGCUCCCCGCCUUUGUCGCCUGCGGCUAUGUGCGCCAAGGCCCUGAGAGGGACUUGUCCAUCUUGCCGAUUCUCUUUGUCAACGAGGUCGUCUCCGUGGUGUUCAUGGCAGUGAUUUUGGGCCAGCUCAACUACUUGACCAUUCGUCAGGAGCAGAGCACCAUGGAGCUGGAAGAGAGUCUCAAAAAGGAGGAGAUCCGGACCAAAGAUACAGAAUCAAUCUUGAAAGCUGCCAAAGGCCUCCUAGCAGUGAUGUGCGACUGCUGCGAGCAGCUGUCACAUAAUUGGGAGGUUCUGCGCAUUAUAGGCCUUGGAUUGCAGCUCUGGCCAUGGAUGUAG